Messenger RNA from Pomacea canaliculata, 1627 nucleotides. RefSeq lists its product as uncharacterized. The coding region runs from base 206 to 1627 and encodes 473 amino acids. Lineage: Eukaryota; Metazoa; Mollusca; Gastropoda; Architaenioglossa; Ampullariidae. The record is from RefSeq and is a predicted model, not a curated record. The transcript is spliced from 17 exons.
AUCCGGAAACAUAUAACGGAUGUACAGAGAUGGAGACAAACGUCACAGAUAUCUGUAAAGGAAAGGCGAAGCCAGUGUUUGAGAAGUCAUUUGGUGAAAAAGCUUGUCAGAAAACCAUUGACCAAACAGCUUGCAAUGAGUAUAAAUCCAUGAAGAAGUGUAUCCAGAAUGGCGUCGGCGCACAUGCAAGCCUUUGGAAGGCGAGAUGGCCCCCGAACCUAUCAUGGUUGGAAUCAAGUGUUCACCAAAGAACUUCGAAGACUCAUGCAUGCCAAAGACAACGGGUCUAAAAACAUACCCAGGGUGUGCCGAGAACGAGGCCGUCGCCAUAAGUAAAUGUAAGAUGCAUUCCAAGCCAGUUUUCAUGAAGUCAUUUAACGAAACAUCUUGCGAUUCAAAAUUUACCGAAGAGGCUUGCAAUGAGUAUUAUGCCAUGAAGGCGUGUAUCAAGAGCGGUACCAGCGACACAUGCAAACCUUUGGAGGGCGAGAUGUACAACAAACCUAUCAUGGAAGGAAUCAAGUGUUCACCACAGACCUUCGAAGACUCAUGCAUGCUAAAGGAUACAUACACAGGAUGUACAGAUGAGGAGAGCACCACCAUAAAUACCUGCAAGGUGCAUGCUAAGCCAGUGUUCGUGAAGAUAUUUGGCAAAAUGUCAUGUAUUUCAAAAUUAACCGAACACACUUGCAAUGAGUAUAAAUCCAUGAGAGAUUGCAUCAAGAGCAGUACCAACGGCACUUGCAAACCUUUGGAAGGCGAGAUGGCCACCCAACCUAUCAUGGCAGGAAUCAAAUGUACACCAGAGAACUUCGAAGUCGGGUGCAUGUCACUGACGGACGAAGCAUACACAGGGUGUACAAGGAACGAGACCGCCGUCAUCAAUAGCUGUAAGAUACAUGCAAAGCCAGUUUUCAAGAAGGAAUUUGGUGAAAUGCCUUGUAAUUCAAAUCUUACCGACCUGGUUUGCAAUGAGUAUAAAGCCAUGAAGACGUGUAUCAAGAGCGGUACCAGCAACACAUGCAAGCCUUUGGAAGGAGACAGGGCCAUCCAUCCUAUCAUGUCGGGAAUUCAGUGUUCACCGAACAACUUCGAAGAUUCUUGCUUUCCAAAGAUGAAAGAAGUAUACAAAGGGUGUACAGAGAACGAGACCACCUUCAUAAAUAACUGUAAGAUGAAUUCCAAGCCAGUGUUCAAAGAGUCAUUUGGUGAAAGGUCUUGUGAAUCAAACCUUACCGGAAAGGUUUGCAUGGAGUAUGAAUCAAUGAAGGCGUGUAUCAAGAGACACACCAGCGAGGCAUGCAAACCUUUAGAAGGCGAGAUGGCCACACAUCCUAUCAUGACGGAAGUCGAUUGUUCACCGCAGACCUUCGAAGACACUUGCUUGCCAGAGAUGGGUUGUACAGAGAGCGAGAUCACUGACACAAAUAACUGCAAGAUGAAUGCGAAGCCAGUGUUCCAGAAGAGUUUUGGUGAUGCGCCUUGUAUAGAUUUUGCUCCAGAGGUUUGCCGCGAGUAUAAAUCCCUGAGCACAUGCAUUGCAAGCAAGACCAGCGCACAUGCAAACCUUUGGAAGGCAAGAUGGACACGAAACCUAUCAGUACGUACUGAAAUCUCACCAGGAUGA